GGGCCAUUUAUAAGGCGGCGCGCGUGGGUGGUUGGGCAGAACAGCGAGAGGAUGGCGAGGGGACGGGGUGCACGGAGCGUGUCACGGGCUGCGGCACCGCCAGCACCGGCCAGCGCGGCCCCAGCGGCCCCGGUACCGGCGGCUCAGCCGGCUCAGCCCGGUCUGAUGGCGCAGAUGGCGAGCACUGCUGCGGGGGUGGCGGUGGGUUCGGCCGUGGGACACGUGGUGGGCAGCGCCAUCACCGGAGCGUUCGGCGGGUCCUCAGAGCCGGCCCGAGCGGUGCAGGAGCCCCGCCAGCUGCCCCCGGUGCAGCCGCAGUCGCCGUACGGCCCGUGUCACUACGAGAUAAAGCAGUUCCUGGAGUGCGCCACCAACCAGCAGGACCUGACCUUGUGCGAGGGCUUCAACGAGGCCCUGAAGCAGUGCAAGUACAGCAGCGGUGUUUCUUCUCUCCUGUGAAGGAUCUGCCCCCAUAGGAUGGAGCAGAGCUGCUGUAGAGCCACGUUACUGCAGGGAGUGAAGGAAGGAUGGACAGGAGCUGAGCUGAGGGAACGGGCUGGGAGAGGAGCCUUGAGUGGUGCUUCAAUCCUGGACUAGAAGGGAAGGAAAAGAACUACUGAGACUGUGGAAGUGAGUGCUUUAUUUAUCGUGGAGAAAUAAAGGAGCUUAGUUGGAAGUA
This is a messenger RNA of Coturnix japonica (Japanese quail), 679 nucleotides long. RefSeq names its product coiled-coil-helix-coiled-coil-helix domain containing 10 (gene CHCHD10). Lineage: Eukaryota; Metazoa; Chordata; Aves; Galliformes; Phasianidae. Gene Ontology annotation, biological process: mitochondrion organization. Gene Ontology annotation, cellular component: mitochondrion; nucleus. The record is from RefSeq and is a predicted model, not a curated record.